GAGGAGGAGGAGGAGGGUGAAGUUAAGAUGGCAGCGCUGCUAGGGCUGUUACUUGGCCGACCUCGAGAAAAAUACAAGGAAUAAACAAAAACAAAUAAAAAAACGAGGACGUCAGCUCGCGUGUUUGAGAGAAUUCGAUGUAAGAAAAUGUAUACUCGGUUUGACCUCAAGCGCUGUUUUGCACAAGACAGGCUUUAAUAUUCUGUUCCGAGAGAAAGAGCGGCUUAUUUCGCAGUUGCACCAGCGGCGUUACGCCGACAUUAUUACCGGAUUGGAGAUACCGGAGCUACCAAACUGCUCUUGUGCUCGUUUGCAUUUUCGUGGCGGAUACAUGGGGGGAAAACCUACUGUACGCUUUACGACGGGUUAAAGUACCUAUUGAUCGCCAGCUAGUGACAUAUUGAUGUAAUAUAUGCAUUGUUCCCCAAAACGAUGAUGUGCGCUGCUGCUGCGGCAGCUGGAGCCGGCGGCGGGAUUCUGUCUUUAUCCCCGUCCAUGGGGCUGGGUGUGAGAGUCUUACCCGGAGCUUUACCUGGAGCUGGGGCCGAGUUUAAUUCUGCCGGUCCCGGGAUGAGCUCCUGUUCCACCUCAGGGUCCCAACCGGACUGUCGGAGCCGAUACCAACUGCUCCUUUCGGGGCGAGCUUUGGCGGAUAAGUACAGGAGGAUAUACACAAGCACUGUCAGCGAUAAAGAACAAGGCAUAACCCUCGGCAGGGGAAAGAAGGCUUUGACUAAGAAGAAACUGAAGAGGCGGCAAAAAAUCAGAUCAAAAGUCAGAACAAGAACAAAGACAGAGAAUCUUGAUGGGGCCUUCCCAGUCCCAGACAUCAAGCUCCACAGUAAUCCAUCUGCGUUUAAUGUGUACUGUAAUGUUCGGCGCUGUGUACUGGACUGGCAGCAAAAGGAGACCUCCCUGGCCCUGGCUUCCCGGAACUCUGUUCAGAGUGGUGACUCGGACAGUGAGGAAGAGGAGGAGUAUCGUGAACCUGCUGUCAAACUACCCAAGAUCAUUGGCAUUGGACUGUGCGGAGUGUUUGAGCUUAUAAAGGAGACGCGGUUCUCACACCCCUCACUGUGUCUGAGGAGCCUGCAGGCACUGCUGGACAUGCUACAGGGGCAACAGCCUGAGAGCUUCCAGACAGAACCACCAGAUGUGCUGGAAUCUCUGUUCCACCUGCUGCUGGAGACCACAGUACGGAGUACAGGAAUGAAUGACCCCACUGGUCAAGCACUGACCGCUCUAUCCUGUGCCUGCCUGUUCAGCUUGGUGGUGGCCUGGGGAGACACUGGAAAAAUCCUGCAGGCUGUAUCUGCUAUUCUCACGAAUAAUGGCAGCCAUGCCUGCCAGACUAUCCAGGUUCCAACAAUUCUGAAUGCUCUACAGAGGAGUGUACAAGCAGUGUUAGUAGGGAAGGUCCAGAUUCAGGACUGGUUUGGGAAUGGCAUCAAACGAGCUGCACUGAUGAACAAAUGGGUUCUAAAAGAGGUGAGCAUUGAUGAGGAUGAGCACUGCCUGCUCCAAACGGAUGGAUCCUUCCUUUACCUGCUCUGUAAGGACGGUCUCUACAAAAUCGGCUCAGGGUACAGUGGCACUGUUCGGGGCCAUGUGUAUAACUCCACAUCUCGCAUCAGGAACCGAAAGGAGAAGAGGUCGUGGUUGGGAUUUGCUCAGGGCUUUCUGUUAUAUCGGGACAUGAACAGUCACAGCAUGGCAGCCAUCAAGAUCAACCCAGAGACCCUGGAGCAGGAGGGCACUAUUACAAUGCCUGGUCUCCAAGCAGAGGGACAGAACAUAAUCUUUACAGAUGGAGAAUAUAUCAACCAGAUAGCAGCCUGCAAGGAUGAUGGCUUUGUGGUGCGAAUAUAUGCCACAAGUACAGACCCGGCCUUGCAGCAGGAGUUGCAGCUCAAGCUGGCUAGAAAGUGUCUCCACGCCUGUGGCAUCUCUCUCUUCGAUUUGGAAAAAGACCUGCAUAUCAUCAGCACAGGGUUUGAUGAAGAAGCAGCGCUGCUUGGAGCUGGUAGAGAGUUUGCUUUGAUGAAAACAGCUUCUGGGAAGAUCUACUACACUGGAAAGUACCAAAGUCUUGGCAUUAAACAGGGUGGACCAUCAGCAGGGAAAUGGGUUGAACUGCCCAUUACAAAAUCACCUAAGAUUGCACAGUUUUCAGUGGGCCAUGACGGCUCCCAUGCCCUUUUGGUGGCUGAAGAUGGCAGUGUUUUCUUCACUGGAUCUGCCAGCAAAGGAGAAGAUGGAGAGUCAACAAAGAGUCGCAGACAACCAAAGCCCUACAAGCCUAAGAAGAUAAUCAAGCUGGAGACAAAGACUGCGGUAUACACAGCCUGCAACAAUGGCAGCAGCAGCAUAGUAACUAAGGAUGGAGAACUCUACAUGUUUGGCAAGGAUGCCAUUUACAGUGACAGCACCUGUCAGGUAUCAGAUUUGAAGGGGCACUUUGUAACUCAGGUAGCCAUGGGGAAAGCCCAUACAUGUGUGCUGACUAAAAACGGAGAGGUGUGGACAUUUGGAGUAAACAACAAAGGCCAGUGUGGCCGAGACACAGGAGCCAUGAGUCAGGGAGGGAAAGCUUUUGGGGUGGAGAACAUGGCUACAGCAAUGGAUGAGGAUUUGGAAGAUGAGCUGGAUGAGAAGGAGGAAAAGUCUAUGAUGUGCCAGCCAGGCAUGCACAAGUGGAAGCUGGACCAGUGUAUGGUUUGCACUGUAUGUGGAGACUGCACUGGAUAUGGAGCUAGCUGUGUGAGCAGUGGAAGGCCAGACAGAGUGCCUGGAGGAAUUUGUGGUUGUGGUUCUGGCGAGUCGGGCUGCUCUUCAUGUGGCUGUUGCAAGGCUUGUGCUCGUGAGCUGGAUGGCCAAGAGGCCAGGCAGAGAGGGAUCUUUGAUGCUGUGAAGGAGAUGAUACCACUAGACCUGCUGUUAGCUGUGCCUGUCCCUCCCCCUCCAGGCGUUAAUAUAGAGGAACACAUCCAGAUCCGACAGGAAGAGAAGAGACAGCGCGUCAAUCGCCGCCACAGGCUAGAAGAGGGUAGAGGCCCCCUUGUAUUCCCUGGCCCCCUUUUUAUGAACCAGCGUGAGCAGGCCCUAGCCAGGCUAAGACCCAUUCAAGCCUUUAAGCUAAUGCGGGACAAACUCAAAGAUGGUAGCAGUGAGCGUGGUGACAAAGAUGCAAGUAAGAUCACUACCUAUCCUCCUGGAGCAGUGCGCUUUGACUCUGAGCUUCGUGCGGUGCAGGUCAGCUGCGGCUUCCACCACUCUGUGGUGCUAAUGGAGAAUGGGGAUGUGUACACAUUUGGCUAUGGGCAGCAUGGACAGCUUGGACAUGGCGAUGUGAAUUCUAGGGGGUCUCCGACUUUAGUGCAAGCUCUCCCGGGCCCCAGCGUGCAGGUUACCGCAGGCAGUAACCACACAGCUGUGCUCCUCAUGGAUGGACAGGUCUUCACUUUUGGGAGCUUUUCGAAAGGACAGCUUGGUCGGCCCAUUGUGGACAUGCCCUACUGGAAUGCCAAACCUUCGCCCAUGCCCAACAUCGGAGCCAGAUAUGGUCGCAAAGCCACUUGGAUUGGAGCCAGUGGUGACCAGACCUUUUUGAGGAUUGAUGAAGCACUAAUCAACUCUCAUGUCUUGGCCACCUCGGAGAUCUUUGCCAGCAAACACAUAAUUGGUUUGGUUCCUACCUCUAUAUCCGAGCCCCCUCCCUUCAGAUGCCUGCUGAUCAACAAAAUGGAUGGAAGCUGCCGGACAUUCAAUGACUCAGAGCAGGAAGAUCUACAAGGCUUUGGCCUCUGCCUAGACCCCGUAUAUGAUGUCAUCUGGCGGUUCCUGCCCAGCACCCGAGAGAUGUGGUGCUAUAAUUCUGUAAUAGCAGACGCCCGCAUGCCUACAGCCACGGAUAUCCAGUCACGUUGCAGCAUCCUGAGCCCAGAGCUGGCACUGCCCUCAGGAUCCCACGCCACCACCACACGCUCCCACGGAGCCCUUCAUGUCCUGGGUUGUCUGGAUACACUUGCAGCCAUGCAGGAGCUGAAAAUGGGUGUAGCUAGUGCCGAAGAGGAAACCCAGGCUGUGAUGAAAGUUUAUUCAAAGGAGGAUUACAGUGUGGUCAACCGCUUUGAGAGUCAUGGUGGAGGUUGGGGUUACUCUGCUCAUUCUGUAGAGGCCAUUCGCUUUUGUGCUGAUGCUGAUAUCCUACUGGGUGGUCUGGGGCUAUUUGGAGGCCGUGGAGAAUACACUGCUAAAAUUAAGCUGUUUGAGCUGGGACCAGAUGGAGGUGAUCAUGAGACAGAUGGAGAUCUAUUGGCUGAGACAGAUGUUCUGGCCUAUGAUUGUGCUGCUAGGGAAAAAUAUGCCAUGAUGUUUGACGAGCCAGUGUUGCUUCAGCUGGGCUGGUGGUAUGUUGCCUGGGGAAGGGUGUCAGGACCCAGCAGUGACUGUGGCUCACAUGGACAGGCAACUAUAACCACUGAUGAUGGUGUGGUGUUUCAGUUUAAAGGCUCCAAGAAAUCAAACAAUGGUACUGAUGUAAAUGCUGGUCAGAUACCCCAAUUAUUAUACAGGUUGCCAUCUAAUGACGGUAAUGCAUCAAAAGGAAAACUACAGACCAGUGAACCAGUUCACAUCCUGAAGCGAUCUUUUGCCAGGACUGUCUCAGUGGAGUGUUUUGAGUCUCUGCUGAGUAUCCUUCACUGGAGCUGGACCACUCUUGUGCUUGGGGUGGAGGAACUGAGAGGACUUAAAGGGUUUCAAUACACUGCCACUUUGCUGGACCUGGAGCGCCUGCGCUUUGUGGGAACCUGCUGUCUGCGACUGCUCCGUGUCUAUAUCUGUGAAAUCUACCCAAUAUCUGCCAGCACCAAAGUAGUUGUUGAGGAGUCAAGCAAGUUGGCAGAGUGUGUGGGUAAGACACGCAGCUUACUGAAGAAGAUUCUUUCAGAGGGCAUGGACAACUGCCUGACCAAGUUAGACAAUGAUCCUCAGGGCUACCUCAGCCAGCCUCUUACCUUGCUUGAAGCAGUGUUGCAGGAAUGCCACAACACCUUCACAGCCUGUUUCCACUCUUUUUACCCUACUCCUGCCCUACAGUGGGCCUGCCUCUGUGACUUGCUCAACUGCCUUGACCAGGACAUCCAAGAGGCAAACUUACGCACAUCAAGCAGUCGUCUGCUGGCUGCUGUAAUGUCUGCGCUGUGUAACACAUCGGUGAAGCUGACUUCCAUCCUGCCCAUUGCAUAUGAUGGGGAGGUGCUGCUGCGCUCACUUGUCAAACAGGUCAGCACUGAGAAUGACUCGGCUCUUGCUCACCGUUUCCCCCUGCUGGUGGCGCACAUGGAGAAACUCAGUCAUACGGAAGAAAACCUAAUGGGGAUGACAAGUUUCCGGGAGGUUCUGGAAAAAAUGCUGGUGAUAGUGGUCCUGCCGGUGAGAAAAAGUCUGAGGAAAGAGAUGGAGCUUUUCUCCCCACAUUUAGUAUCCAAUACUUGCGGACUUCUGGCCAGCAUCGUCAGCGAACUCACCGCCUCUGCACUUGGCUCUGAGGUGGACGGGCUGAACUCGCUUCACUCAGUGAAGUCCACUCCCAAUCGUUUCACAAAGACCAGCCAGGGUCGCAGCUGGAACACAGGUAACGGCUCCCCUGAUGCCAUCUGCUUUAGUGUGGACAAGCCAGGUGUGGUGCUGGUGGGCUUCUGCGUCUAUGGGGGAGGAGGCAUCCAUGAGUAUGAACUGGAGGUUCUUGCAGAUGACGCGCAGACGGAGCACCAUGGAGAUUCUGCCCAUUCUCACAGAUGGACAUCAUUGGAGCUGAUUAAAGGAACCUACAGCACUGAUGACAGCCCUAGUGACAUUGCUGAGAUUCGACUUGACAAAGCGGUGCCUCUAAAAGAAAAUGUGAAAUAUGCAGUCCGUCUGCGCAACUAUGGCAGUCGUACAGCUAAUGGAGACGGAGGGAUGACCACAGUGCAGUGUUCUGAUGGCGUGACCUUCACCUUUAGCACCUGUAGUCUUAGUAGUAAUGGCACUAACCAGACCAGAGGCCAGAUUCCCCAGGUUCUAUACUACAGAAGUGAAUAUGAUGGAGAUUUGCAGUCACAGCUGCUAAUCAAAGCCAAUGAGGAGGAUAAAAACUGUAGCCGUGCUCUCUCAGUGGUUAGUGCUGUGGUACGGGCAGCUAAGGACCUCCUGCACAGAGCCUUCGCUGUGGAUGCUGAGGACAUUCCAGAGUUGCUGAGCUCUUCCAGUCUGUUUUCCAUGCUGCUUCCCCUUAUCCUGGCAUACAUCGGCCCAGUGGCUGCAUCUGUACCAAAGGCUGCUGUGGAGGUGUUUGGUUUGGUGCAGGAGCUUCUUCCUGCUGUGUCUGCGCUGAACCAGAAGUAUGCCCCACCUGCCUUUAAUCCAAAUCAGUCUACAGAUAGCACCACUGGAAACCAACCUGAACAGGGCCUGUCUGCUUGUACAACCUCCAGUCAUUAUGCUGUCUUAGAGAGCGAUCAUCCAUACAAGCAGGCUGCUGUCACUCAAUACAAGGUAUCUUUCCCAGACUGUGUUCGCUGGAUCACCAUUGAAUUUGACCAGCAGUGUGGAACAGCCCAGCCAGAAGAUGUGCUGAGGGUUCUUAUUCCCACCCGAACUUUGCAUUUCUCCAUCCCAAAUGUCAAAGCACUUGCCCACGAGACCAUCAAUGCCUGGACCGAGCUAAAGAAGUUCUCUGGAUCCAGUGGUUGGCCCAGUAGUGUCCUUGUACUUCCAGGAAAUGAGGCCCUCUUCUCCUUGGAAACAGCAUCUGAUUAUGUGAAAGAUGAGAAAGCUUGCUUCUAUGGAUUUAAAUGUGUGGCUGUGGGGUACGAGUUUAACCCUGGCUCUGAAGAGGGCAUCAUUCAGCUUGAGAAGGAACUUGCUUAUUUGGGAAGUGUUUGUGCUGCUGCGCUUAUGAAGAAGGACCUAGCUUUACCUAUAGGAAAUGAACUGGAGGAAGAUUUGGAGAUUCUUGAGGAAGCUUCUCUUCAGGUAUGCAAAGCACAUUCAGGGAUCUUGGGGAAGGGACUGGCUCUGUCCCACUCACCCACUAUUCUGGAGGCAUUGGAGGGCAACCUGCCCCUGCACCUACAAAGCAAUGAACACUCCUUUCUGGAAGACUUCAUAACUUGCGUGCCCAAUUCAAGUGGAGGACGUCUAGCAAGGUGGCUUCAGCCCGAUUCAUAUGCAGACCCUCAGAAGACAUCACUUAUCCUCAACAAAGAUGAUAUCCGCUGUGGCUGGCCAACGACUGUUGUUGUGCAGACCAAAGACCAAUAUGGAGAUGUAGUGCAUGUGCCAAAUAUGAAGGUGGAGGUGAAGGCCGUGCCUGUGUCUCAGAAGAAAUCUAUUCAGCAGGACAACAUGAAGAAGUUGCAGCGCCUCCCAGGAAGCCCCUCUAACUCAACAUCAGGCAUGGAUCUCACUUUUGGUGGCCUGCCAGCACCAAAACUGGAAAGCACUUAUGAGCCCAUGAUCAUUAAGGAGGCUCGCUACAUUGCUAUCACCAUGAUGAAGGCAUUUGAGAAUUAUUCGUUUGAGGAGCUGCGCUUUGCCUCACCCACUCCAAAGAGGCCUAGUGAGAACAUGCUCAUCCGUGCUAACACUGAUGGCACCUACAGUGCCAACUGGACCCCUGGUGCUGUUGGGCUUUACACCAUACAUGUCACCAUAGAUGGCAUUGAAAUUGAUGCUGGUUUAGAGGUUGAAGUGAAAGACCCACCGAAAGGCAUGAUUCCUCCUGGGACACAGAUGAUUAAACCCAAAGCUGAACCACAGCCAAACAAGGUGCGCAAAUUUGUCGCCAAGGACAGCGCAGGGCUGCGUGUGCGUAGUCACCCCUCUCUGCAGAGCGAACAAAUAGGCAUAGUCCAAGUCAAUGGCACCAUCACUUUCAUUGACGAGAUCCACAAUGAUGAUGGUGUGUGGCUCAGACUGAAUGAUGAGACUGUAAAGAAGUAUGUUCCCAAUAUGAAUGGGUACACUGAAGCCUGGUGCCUCUCUUUUAACCAGCAUCUGGGCAGAAACCUCCUGGUUCCUGUUGAUGAGGCCAGGCGCCAGUCAGAUGAGUGUAUAAGCGAGACCAAUGGCCACCCUUCCCAUGAAGCCCCCAUGUGCAGUGUGGACAGGGCUGGCCUGGGUGGCGGACCAGGUCUUUAUAAGGUAGUGAAGACGGGACCCUCGGGUCACAACAUCAGAAGCUGCCCAAACCUUAGAGGUAUCCCCAUUGGGAUGUUAGUACUGGGGAACAAAGUCAAGGCGGUAGGCGAGGUGGUUAACCCAGAAGGAACAUGGGUGCAGCUGGAUAAGAACAGCGUGGUUGAGUUCUGCGAGAGCGAUGAGGGAGAGGCUUGGUCCCUAGCCAGAGACAGAGGAGGAAACCAAUACCUGCGUCAUGAUGAAGAGCCAGCUAUCCUAGAGCAUGGUGCUCAGACUCCUCCCCCCAGCCCCUUCUCAGUGCAGGCCUUUAGCAGAACUAUGGGCAGUGGGGCACAAGGCUUUGAUUAUGGCCUCUCCAACAACAAAGGUGACCGCCUGAGUGCCAUACUGAAUUCCAUUCAGUCUGGGCCUUUCCUCCCAGCUCCCUCCAUAUUUGAGCAAGCCGCCAAACCUCCCUCUUCCCUUGUCCACAGCCCUUUUGUAUUUGGACACUCCCUUUCCCAGCAGCAUCAGCCACAACCACAGCUUCUGAGUGAAAGAGGAAAUGUGACUCGGGCAAUGUCUCCAGCAAGCAAGCACCAUCAGGAAAGCCGCACAACUAAAGCUGACAGCCGCUCCAACCGCUCUGCUGAACAGGGCAAAAUCAAGACUAUUGAAAGCCUGUCUGCCAGCGAGGCUCUUAUCCUCAAAUCAGACACUGGGAAAUUGCGCUCUGACUCGCACAGUCGUUCUCAUUCACCCAACCACAACACCUUGCAGGCUCUAAAGGCUGAUGGGAAAAACCCAGGCCUUCGGUCUGAGUCUCCAAAUCCAGGGUCACGGUCUUCCUCACCGAAACAGAAGACUGUCAUCUCAGGCAGGUCAAGUCCCUCUAGCAGCAGCUCCCCACGCUCCUCCUCUCCACAUGAUAAGAACCUGCCAAUGAAAGUUUGUCCCUCUUCAAAGGCUCAUCUAGACCCUCCUCGUGAGCGAUCCAAAUCUGACUCUUAUACCCUGGACCCAGAUGUUUUGAGAAAGAAAAAAAUACCACUGACAGAGCCUCUGAGAGGCAGGUCUACUUCUCCCAAACAGAAACAACUGUUAAAGGAAGCUAAAGCAGGAAGCAGCAAUUCUGAAAACUGUUCCCCACCUCCUCAUGUUGUUCAGGAGAACCUUCACAGUGAAGUUGUUGAAGUAUGCUCUUCCAUUGCUCUGCUGUCCAACGAUGAACCCAAUGAUGAAAAUGCAGAAUUUUAUAAUGCUGACGAAGGCUCCUCCAAAGUGCAUUUCAGCAUUGGAAAGGCUCCUGUCAAAGAGGAAUUAGAAAGCCGCUCCUCACCUAAAGUCAGCCGCAAGACUUCGAGUAGGCAUGUGCGCCCCAAAAAGGACAAAUCAGGGCCACUCUUUAAGGGUGAGAAUACCCGGCAUGCUGAACCUGCCAAGCAGGCCAUGUCACCUUCUGUGGCUGAAUGUGCUCGUGCUGUUUUUGCAGCUUUCCUGUGGCAUGAGGGCAUUGUUCAUGAUGCAAUGGCAUGCUCCUCCUUCCUAAAGUUCAACCCUGAACUGACCAAAGAGCAUGCACCCAUACGCAACUCGCUCAGCUGCCAGCAAAGCCUUGAUGAGAAGGAAAGCAAGCUGAAAAACCGUCACUCACUUGAAAUCUCCUCUGCCCUCAACAUGUUUAACAUCUCACCUCAUGGCCCAGACAUCUCCAAGAUGGGCAGCAUCAAUAAGAACAAGGUUCUCUCUAUGCUUAAAGAGCCACCCUUGCCUGAGAAAUGUGAGGAUGGGAAAGGUGAGCAGGCCUCAUAUGAAGUGACCAGCCACUCCACAAUGAGGUCAAAGUCUCUCCUGCCCCUCACUCUCCAGCACCUUGUUGCUUUUUGGGAGGACAUCUCUAUGGCAACUAUCAAAGCUGCCACACAGAACAUGAUUUUCCCCAGUCCUGGUUCUAGUGCCAUACUGAAAAAGAAGGAGAGUGAGAAAGACAGCAAGAAGGCAAAGAAGGAGAAGAAAAAGAAGGAGAAAGCUGAGGUUCGCCCCAGAGGGAACCUGUUUGGGGAAAUGGCGCAGCUGGCCAUGGGAGGCCCAGAGAAAGACACAAUCUGUGAGCUUUGUGGAGAGUCUCAUCCCUACCCUGUUACCUACCACAUGAGGCAGGCCCACCCAGGAUGUGGGCGUUAUGCUGGAGGUCAGGGCUAUAACAGCAUCGGCCACUUCUGUGGGGGAUGGGCUGGGAAUUGUGGUGAUGGUGGCAUAGGAGGGAGUACCUGGUAUCUGGUUUGCGAUCGUUGCAGAGAGAAGUACCUGAGAGAGAAACAAACUGCAGCUAGAGAAAAGGUAAAGCAGUCCAGGAAGAAGCCUUUGCAGGUGAAAACACCUCGAGCACUUCCCACUAUGGAGGCGCACCAGGUGAUCCGUGCCAAUGCCCUGUUCCUGUUAUCCCUGAGCAGUGCGGCCGAGCCAAGCCUGCUAUGCCAUCACCCACCCAAACCCUUCCACACACACCUACCUAGCCUGAAGGAGGGAGUUUCUGAAGAGCUGCCAAAUAAAAUUGGCUGCUUGUAUCUGCAGACCCUGGCUCGUCAACAUACAGAGAAUUUUGGAGGCUACCAGGAUGAAAACCUGUUCCAGGAUGAGAUGCGCUACCUGAGAUCAACAUCAGUACCAGCUCCUUAUAUCUCUGUCACACCUGAUGCUUGCCCCAAUGUCUUUGAGGAACCAGAGAGUAAUAUGAAGUCCAUGCCACCUAGCCUGGAGACCAGUCCCAUCACGGACAGUGACACAGCCAAACGGACAGUGUUCCAACGCUCUUAUUCUGUGGUGGCUUCUGAGUAUGAUAAACAGCAUUCGUCUUCUCCUGCGAGAGUUAAGGCAGUGCCCAGACGAAGGGUACACAGUGGAGAUGCAGAAGUGGGUUCCUCCCUCCUGAGACACCCCUCUCCUGAGCUGUCUCGACUGAUCUCAGCGCAUGGCUCCCUAAGUAAAGGGGAAAGGAAUUUCCAGUGGCCUGUGCUGGCCUUUGUCAUUCAGCACCAUGAUUUGGAGGGUCUUGAGGUGGCCAUGAGACACGCUCUGCGCAAAUCAGCUUGCAGAGUAUUUGCUAUGGAGGCAUUUAAUUGGCUGCUCUGCAACGUGAUUCAAACCACCUCUCUCCAUGAUAUCCUCUGGCAUUUUGUGGCUUCUUUGACUCCAUCUCCAUGUGAGCCUGAGGAAGAAGAAGAGGAAGAAAACAAAGGCAGUAAAGACACAGUGGAGCAGGAGAAAGAUUUGGGUGUGUGCGAGCAUCCUCUCUCUGACAUAGUCAUUGCCGGAGAGGCAGCUCACCCUCUACCCCACACCUUCCACAGACUUCUCCAGACCAUCUCUGAUCUGAUGAUGUCACUCCCUGGUGGCAGUUCCCUUCAGCAAAUGGCCCUGAGGUGCUGGAGUCUAAAAUUCAAACAGUCAGACCAUCAGUUUCUGCACCAGAGUAAUGUGUUCCAUCACAUAAACAACAUCCUGUCCAAAUCAGAUGAUGGAGAUAGUGAAGAAAGCUUUAACAUCAGCGUGCAGUCAGGAUAUGAAGCCAUCAGUCAGGAGCUGUGUAUGGUAACCUGUUUGAAGGACUUGACCAGUGUGAUGGACAUAAAAACAUCCAGCCGGCCCGCUAUGAUUGGCAGCUUGACAGAUGGUUCUACUGAGACAUUUUGGGAGUCAGGGGAUGAGGACAAGAACAAGACAAAGAGCAUCACCCUCAGCUGUGUGAAGGGGAUCAGUGCCACUUAUGUUUCUGUGCAUGUGGACAACUCCCGUGACAUUGGAAAUAAAGUCACUUCAAUUACGUUUCUCUGUGGAAAAGCUGUGGAAGACCUCUGCAGAAUCAAACAGAUUGACUUGGACUCUAGGCACAUGGGCUGGGUGACCAGCGAGCUACCUGGUGGGGACUACCAUGUGAUCAAGAUUGAGAUGAAGGGUCCUGAGAACACACUGCGGGUGAGGCAGGUUAAAGUGCUUGGCUGGAAGGAGGGUGACACCAUCAAGAUAGCAGGGCAAAUCUCAGCUAGCGUGGCUCAGCAGAAGAACUGUGAAGCAGAAACCCUUCGUGUUUUCCGCCUCAUCACCUCACAGGUGUUUGGAAAGCUGAUUUGUGGGGAUGCCGAGCCUACUCCAGAGCAGGAGGAGAAGAACCUGCUGUCAUCUCCAGAGGGUGAAGACAAGGCACCGUCUGAUGCUGAUUUAAAAGAACACAUGGUUGGGAUCAUAUUCAGCAGGAGCAAGCUCACCAAUUUGCAGAAACAGGUAUGUGCACACAUUGUGCAGGCGAUACGCAUGGAAGCUACACGCGUGCGUGAGGAGUGGGAGCAUGCCAUCUCUAGUAAGGAGAAUGCCAACUCGCAGCCUAGUGAUGAUGAUGCCUCCUCAGAUGCAUACUGUUUUGAAUUGCUGUCAAUGGUCCUAGCCUUGAGUGGCUCCAAUGUAGGCAGACAGUACUUGGCUCAGCAACUCACCCUACUACAGGAUCUGUUCUCCCUACUUCAUACAGCCUCGCCACGUGUCCAAAGACAGGUGACCUCACUGCUCAGACGGGUCCUUCCUGAGGUGACUCCUGUGCGCUUGGCCAGUGUAAUUGGUGUGAAGGCUUUGCCACCAGCAGAUAUCAGUGACAUCAUCCACUCAACUGAGAAGGGUGACUGGAACAAGCUGGGGAUACUGGACAUGUUCCUGGGAUGCAUUGCCAAAGCCCUUACUGUACAACUCAAGGCCAAGGGCACCACCAUUGCUGGCAUAGCAGGCAUGGCAGCAGCCAAAGGUGUCACAACAGUUACACUGCCCAUGAUUUUCAACUCCAGUUACAUCAGGCGAGGGGAGAGUCACUGGUGGAUGAAGGGCUCAACACCACCUCAGAUUGCUGAGAUCAUCAUUAAGUUGGUUAAGGACAUGGCUGCUGGUCAUCUCUCAGACACCUGGUCCAGAGUAACCAAGAACGCCAUUGCUGAGACCAUUAUUGCUCUUACUAAGAUGGAGGAGGAGCACCGCUCACCAGUGCGCUGCAUUGCUACCACACGGCUCUGGCUGGCUCUUGCCUCUCUCUGUGUGCUGGAUCAAGACCAUGUGGACCGGCUAUCAUCAGGCCGUUGGAUGGGCAAAGAUGGCCAGCAAAAACAGAUGCCUAUGUGUGACAAUCACGAUGAUGGUGAAACUGCAGCUAUCAUCCUUUGUAAUGUGUGUGGAAACCUGUGCACUGACUGUGACCGUUUCCUUCAUCUGCACCGCCGUACUCGCUCCCACCAGAGACAGGUGUUUAAGGAAGAAGAGGAAGCCAUUAAGGUUGAUCUCCAUGAAGGCUGUGGAAGAACCAAACUCUUCUGGCUUAUGGCACUGGCUGACUCAAAGACCAUGAAGGCCAUGGUGGAGUUCAGAGAGCACACAGGUAAACCUGCUUCAAGCAGUUCAGAUGCUUGUCGUUUCUGUGGCACCAGAAACGGCACAGAGUUGUCUGCAGUUGGGAGUGUGUGCUCAGACCCAGACUGUCAGGAGUAUGCAAAGCUGGCCUGCAGUAAGACUCACGCAUGUGGUCACCCUUGUGGCGGGGUAAAGAACGAGGAGCUGUGUUUGCCCUGCUUGCACGGCUGUGACAAGAACACUGGCUGUCUGAAACAGGACGCUGAUGACAUGUGCAUGAUCUGUUUCACUGAGGCUCUGUCUGCUGCCCCUGCCAUCCAGCUGGACUGUAGUCAUGUGUUUCAUCUUCAAUGCACACGCAGAGUUCUUGAAAACCGUUGGCUAGGGCCUAGGAUAACAUUUGGCUUCAUGUCCUGUCCUAUUUGUAAGAACAAAAUUAACCACUCUGUGAUCAAAGAUCUACUGGAUCCCAUUAAAGAGCUCUAUGAAGAUGUGAGGAGAAAAGCUUUAAUGAGACUGGAAUAUGAAGGGCUUCACAAGAGUGAGGCCAUAACCAUGAGUGGGGCUCGCUUUUACAAUGACCCUGCUGGAUUCGCUAUGAAUAGAUACGCUUACUAUGUUUGCUACAAAUGCAAAAAGGCUUAUUUUGGGGGAGAGGCACGAUGUGAUGCAGAAGCAGGACAGGGAGAUGACUAUGACCCCAGUGAGCUUAUCUGUGGCGCAUGCUCAGAUGUGUCCAGGGCACAGAUGUGCUCAAAACAUGGAACAGACUUUCUUGAAUACAAAUGCCGUUACUGUUGUUCUGUCGCUGUGUUUUUUUGCUUUGGGACCACACACUUCUGCAAUGCCUGUCAUGAUGACUUCCAGAGAAUGACCAGUAUCCCCAAAGAAGAGCUGCCUCAUUGCCCUGCAGGCCCUAAGGGUAAACAGCUGGAGGGGAGUGAGUGUCCCCUGCAUGUUGUGCAUCCUCCCACUGGAGAGGAGUUUGCUCUGGGCUGUGGUGUGUGCAGAAAUGCUCAUACCUUCUAAACUAACGGGGCUCGUUGUACGUUACUGUCCGAGUCCCUGUUUUACCUGCAACUGCAGACUUCUGCUUCAGCCAGUCUGAGAGGAAUGUCUGGAUGUCUGGCUUAAUGAAGCAGUAAUGCAGCACUGUGCUUCGGGAUUCUGUCUCUCUCUCUCAACAGACCCUGAAGAACCCAGGAAAUAGUAAAACAAAAAAAAUAAAAAUAAAACUUGUGACGUGUCUGCAUGCAGCCGUUGUAACCCUCGGCUCUCUUAAACUUUGCUCACCACCCGAUCACUGAAGUGUACCAAUAUGGAAACUGACUCUUUUCCUAAUCCUGUACAGUAUUCUCUGUUGAGUGCAUCAUGGCUUAGCAGAAAAGACUUCAGUUCAGAUCAUAUAUAUGGACUGUUAAGAAUGUUAUGAUGGCAGGAAAAUAGUGUACGAUUUAUCUAAUCUUGUAUAUAAUGAUAAUAUCCAAAAUAGGUGUAUUCAGAUGUUGCUACUCUACACUUCAGUUUUGUUUGAUAUUCUGGGUUUUGUUUUGAGCCAGAACUUUUAAUGAAGUGCAAUACUGGGUGUGCCUCCUAUCUUGCAGCUGUAAACAUGGAAUGUAUGUCAAUAAAGCAACUGUACAUUUUUAUACAGUGACACGCUGCUGUGUUUUCACCUGGCAAAUUAUAGCAUCAUUCUUGUGCUCAGAAAAUUUGAUGGGCCUACAUCUGUCACGUGUGAGGGGUUAACAGGAACCCUUUCAACUCUUCAGUGAUAUAAUGUGGUACAAAACCAUUUUCUGUCUUUUUAAAACCAUAAAAGGUGAGUAUGUUCUAUUAUUGUAUUGUAAAAAAAAAUAGAACACAAAUCUUUGGGAUGGGGCCAGUCUACACACCUAAAAAGAAUAUUAGACAUUGUGAAUUUGUUUGGAAGUGUGAAUGUGUGGAAGUGUGAAAAACAGCUGCUGUAAAAGAGAAAAUAAUGCUACCUGUAAAUUUGCUCUGUAUUGUCUGUGGUGGAUAGAGUUGGGUGGUAAUAAACCAGAUCCUCUGUUCUGCAAGGUACAUUACAAA
Messenger RNA from Tachysurus vachellii, 15624 nucleotides. It is a transcript of the gene mycbp2, whose product is annotated as MYC binding protein 2. The record is from RefSeq and is a predicted model, not a curated record. The transcript is spliced from 84 exons. Bases 433 to 14580 code for a protein of 4715 amino acids. NCBI's taxonomy places the organism in Eukaryota, Metazoa, Chordata, Actinopteri, Siluriformes, Bagridae. Gene Ontology annotation, cellular component: nucleus.